Molecule: messenger RNA, 1124 nt
Organism: Onychostoma macrolepis
Lineage: Eukaryota; Metazoa; Chordata; Actinopteri; Cypriniformes; Cyprinidae
Product: endonuclease domain-containing 1 protein-like
Exons: 4
Coding region: 151-1047 (298 amino acids)
Molecular function (GO): metal ion binding; nucleic acid binding; hydrolase activity
Source: RefSeq, a predicted model, not a curated record
GCCAAAAGAGCACUGCGGCUGUCCAGCCUUCAAAUGACUUGAUAGGAAGGAGCGGAUUUUCCUGUUGCUGGUUAACAACUACUUGCUCUUUGAUUGCACUGCUAUAAAUUUUGAGAGAACUUGAUAAUCCAUCAGCUCAUCCUCUUCAUCAUGAUGCUGCUUCUUCAUGUGCUGAUGCUGUCUCUUCUCUCCGGUGGUUCAGCCAAAGUUGUGCAGGAUUUUGAGACUGAAUGUGGUCAAUUUUUUGCAAAUAAAACAUCACCAACAAGAUUUCCUGGUGAACGAUAUAAGCAGAUCUGCCAAACUCUAAAUAAUGUUUAUUAUUAUGCCACAUUCUAUGACACUGUCAAGAAGAAUCCUGUGUACUCAGCCUACAAGUUUGAAGGGCUAAAAAACUGCACAAGACAAAACGCGUGGUACAUUGAACCUCAACUUGACGACAAUAAUGCAUCACCAGACAUGAAACUAGAGAAAGAUGUGAAAAUACAAGGACUUGGAAAGCAUCAAGCUCUCAAUGGAGACUAUGAGAAUUCUCUCUAUGACAGAGGUCAUCUGGCACCAGUCUACCAGGCACAGUCACAGAGCUGCGCUAAAGCCACCUUCACUCUCACCAAUGCUGCUCCACAAAACCCCUCUUUUAACCGAGGCCAGUGGAGGGCACUAGAAAGAAACAUUGCAAAAGAACUGUCUGAUCAGUGUCUACCAAAUAAGUAUUCUGUUUACAUUGUGACAGGGGUGGUACCCGGUAAUAAUAACAUAAACAAUAGAGUGACAGUGCCUAGUCAUUUCUGGACUGCUUACUGCUGCUUAGACAACAAUAAUAAAUGUCAGAACUUGGAACUUGUCAGGUUUAUUGGAAAGAAUGAAAACAUUGGUCCCGAUAACAUAUCUGUGGCGUGUUUAGAGGCAGAGUUGGAAAAGCUUUAUGAAGUUACAUCAUUUAAGUUGUUUAAUACAUCAGAAAACAAUGAAAAUAAGCUCUUUCAAAAUAAAGCGCCAGUGAGCUAUUGUCUGAAACAGAAACUUUGGUAUUCUUGUUAUUUCUGACUAAAUGAUUAGCUGAAUCAUAAAGAAAAUCCUUAAGAACUUAAGGAUUUAAUUCUCUAAUUAUUUAAAUACUUAGA